This is a messenger RNA of Salvelinus fontinalis (brook trout), 4191 nucleotides long. RefSeq names its product potassium voltage-gated channel subfamily H member 8-like. Bases 280 to 3516 code for a protein of 1078 amino acids. The transcript is spliced from 16 exons. Gene Ontology annotation, molecular function: voltage-gated potassium channel activity. Lineage: Eukaryota; Metazoa; Chordata; Actinopteri; Salmoniformes; Salmonidae. The record is from RefSeq and is a predicted model, not a curated record. Gene Ontology annotation, biological process: regulation of membrane potential; potassium ion transmembrane transport. Gene Ontology annotation, cellular component: membrane.
UGGCUUUGUCGCUGGCAUCCCCGAGUAGCUGUUACCUGAAUUGCACCUGCAGGCGUCACAUCCACUUGUCACACACAUACACACAUACGGUUCGAGGGAGCGCGCAUCUCACACACACACUCACUCUCCACUCGAUUGCAAUCGGUUUUCACCAAUUUACCACAGACGACUUCUUGAUCUCUUGGCGGAUCAGUGUUAACGGACGCGCCUCAUACAUUCGGUCGGCUCACACCUUUACCUCCGUGAUUUUGAUGGGGACUUGGACAACAGGGAGAGAAAAUGCCUGUGAUGAAAGGAUUACUUGCGCCUCAGAACACGUUUCUAGACACCAUAGCCACACGGUUUGACGGCACACACAGCAACUUCAUCCUGGCUAAUGCCCAGGUGUCCAAGGCCCAAGGCUUCCCCAUCGUCUACUGUUCUGAUGGCUUCUGUGAGCUCACAGGCUUCUCCCGCGCUGAGGUCAUGCAGAAGAGCUGUGCCUGUAAGUUCCUGUAUGGCCCAGAGAGCAGCGAGACCAUCAUCCUCAGCAUCGACGACGCCCUGGAUGAACGGAAGGACUUCAAGGAAGAAAUCAUGUUCUACAAAAAGGCUGCGUCAUUGUUCUGGUGCCUGCUGGAAAUUGUCCCCAUUAAGAAUGAGAAGGGAGACGUGGUGCUCUUCCUGGCUUCAUUUAAAGACAUCACAGACAACAAGGCCAAGGCCAUCCCAGAGGGCAAGAGAGAAGAGCGCCGACAAGGGCGUCUGAAAACUGGCUCUUCGUUCAGUUCGACUCGUCUGCGGAGCAGUACUGUACUCUACCACAUCUCUGGUCACCUCCACAGCAAAGACAACAAGAAGAGAAAGAAGAGCAAGAUCAAACUCAAUAAGAAUGUGUUUGGGGACCCCCCUGCUCUGCCGGAGUACAAGGUGGCGGACGCCAAGAAGUCCAAGUUUAUCUUGCUUCACUUCAGCACCUUCAAGGCGGGUUGGGAUUGGCUGAUCCUGCUGGCCACCUUCUACGUUGCCGUGACAGUGCCCUACAACGUCUGCUUCAUCGGAGAUGAUGACCUCACCAGGAGCACUACAGUCAGCGACAUCGCUGUGGAGAUACUCUUUAUUAUAGACAUUGUGUUCAGUUUCCGUACCACGUACGUGAGUAAGUCUGGUCAGGUGAUUUUCAGUGCACGGUUGAUCUGCAUCCACUACAUGACCACGUGGUUCAUCAUUGACCUGGUCGCCGCGCUGCCCUUUGACCUCCUCUAUGCCUUCAAAGUCAGCGUGGUAUCAGUAGUCCACCUGUUGAAGACAGUGCGUCUGCUCCGGCUGCUGCGUCUGCUCCAGAAGAUGGACCGGUACUCCCAGCACAGCACUGUGGUUCUCACCCUGCUCAUGUCCAUGUUCGCCCUGCUGGCCCACUGGAUGGCCUGCAUCUGGUACGUCAUCGGCAAGAAGGAGAUGGAGGCCAACGCCUACUCCUGGGACAUCGGCUGGCUCCAUGAGUUGGGGAAGCGUCUAGAGUCUCCCUACGACCCCCUGGGGGAAGUGAACGGGACGGGGCUGAGCGGACCUUCUCUGAGGAGUGUCUACAUCGCUUCUCUCUACUUCACCCUGUCCAGUCUGACCAGCGUGGGCUUCGGCAACGUGUCGGCCAACACCGACGCUGAGAAGAUCUUCUCUAUCUGCACCAUGCUCAUCGGAGCGUUGAUGCACGCCCUGGUGUUUGGUAACGUGACGGCCAUUAUCCAGCGGAUGUACUCUCGCUGGUCCCAGUACCACACCCGCACCAAGGACCUGAAGGACUUCAUCCGAGUCCACCACCUGCCCCAGGGCCUCAAACAGCGCAUGCUGGAGUACUUCCAGACCACAUGGUCUGUCAACAACGGCAUCGACUCCAACGAGUUGUUGAAGGACUUCCCAGAUGAGCUGCGCUCUGACAUCACCAUGCACCUGAACAAGGAGAUAUUGGAGCUGUCGCUGUUUGCCUCGGCCAGCAGGGGGUGCCUGCGCUCCCUGUCCCUGCACAUCAAGACAACGUUCUGUGCCCCUGGGGAGUAUCUGCUGCGCCAGGGGGACGCCCUGCAGGCCAUCUUCUUUGUCUGCUCUGGGUCCAUGGAGGUGCUGAAGGACGGCAUGGUGCUGGCUAUACUGGGUAAGGGUGACCUGAUCGGGGCCAACAUGUCUAUAGAUGACCGGGUGAUAAAGACCAAUGCAGAUGUGAAGGCCCUAACCUACUGUGACCUGCAGUGUAUCAACCUGAGUGGUCUGUAUGAGGUACUGGACCUCUACCCAGAGUACACCAGCCGCUUUGUCCAAGACAUCCAGCUGGACCUCACAUACAACCUGAGGGAGGGACACGAGUGCCAUGUCAUAUCCAGAUUGUCCACCAAACCAUUGGACACACAGACAGAGGGGAGAGGCAACGGACGAGUGAUCCAGUGCUAUCCAUCCAUCAUUGAGAACCAGGAGGAAGAGGAGGAGGAUGAUGAGUUGGCAUCUGUAUCUCCGGAAUUGGUGCGGAACAGCGUCCUGUACACCAGAGAGGUGUCUUCUGUGAAGUCUCCACCGGGUAGAGCCGGGAUGGCGAGAGAGUUGCACAGCGGCAGAGAAGUAACACACCAGAGCACUAGGAAACUGAGGAAGAAGAUCCAGAUCCGGCAGAAAGCUCUCACCACGCUAGACCCCUCCAACCUCAGCCCUAGGGUUGUGGACGGUACAGAGGAUACUGAAGGUACAGAGACCUCUCCACUGUUCUCCUUCUCUCCCAGUCGAGCCUGUCCAGUCAGCUGUCCAGUGAAUGCACCUGCCACAUUUACAGAUAUUCUCCAGAUCAGCACGGCAGAGUCAGCAGCUAAAGCUGAGGAGACCUGGGGACAACUACGGCACCUAGACCAGGAGGUGAGUUCUCUGGGGAAGGAGGUGGCAGAGCUGGGCCAAGUAAUGAGGAGUAUGGCUCACCUGAUGGAGUCCCUCAUCUCCGGACCCCAACCCCUCUAUCCUGCACACUUUGUACCUGGACACCCCACGUACCUGUCCCGCCCUGCACCCCCAUCCCACGUCACCCCCCCACAGUCCUAUCCCUCCCCCUCUCAGACUGGACCUCUCUGGGAAGACACCCCCCUCACCACCCCCUCUCCUUGCACCUCUCCACUUGUUGGCCAUGUCCAGCGGCAUCCUGGGAUGUUCCACGUGGAUCCCGCCCUCACCACCGUUCCACACAGACCACAGAACCUCCACCUGGUCUACCCUCUGUGCCCUGGCCCGGCCCCCUCCCCGCUUUCACGCCCCUACCCCCCCUCCUUCUCCCUCACGGACGCCUCAACAGAGCUACUGCUUCCCUCGCCCCUCACCUCUCCCGGGACGCCCCACUGUGGAGGGGGAGGGGAAGCUGGGUCCUUCAGGUUGCGGGCACGGAGUCUGGAGACCCCACAGCCACCGCGUGAUAGGAGAGGAGGGGGAGGGGGCAUUGCGGUUGCCCCUCAGAGCUCCGGGAGCCUGCCCCGCCCUGGAAGGAGCUACCAGCACAUGGAUUUGUAGCGGACUGAACUGGACUAAAGUGGACUCUCACUUAAAUACUGGACUAAAAUAGUGGAUGGGACUAACAACCAGGUCCCUAUAUCAUCAGACUACACUCUUACAGGGACACACAGAUCUCUGAUGAUACUCAUAACAUUUAAUUUUCUAUCUCCGUUUCCAAGGCACAUUUUUAUUUUCAAAUUGCAUGACAAAAGUAGAGGGGCAGUAGGUAGCCUAUAGGUAGCUACAUUGUAUAGAUGUUCCAGUAGUGUUCUGCGGGGGUAUAGAAGCAAGAAUGUAGCUGUGACUUUGUGUUAUUCACUGGAGAAGACCAUGGGGGUCUGAAGGAGAGGAGAAGAGCAGUACUGCACAAUGACAGAGGAGGAGGAGGAGGGGACUGGGUCGCAUCAGGGAUGGAUGGAAUAGUAGAGAUGCCUGAGUGUAUAAGGGGGAGGGAGAGGGAAGGAGGAGGGGGAAUUUCUUGCUCUUUCUCUCUUUCCUUGCAGGGUUUCAAGUUGGAUGGGUUGGAGGAGAGAGUGAGUGGUGGAGGGAGUUGUGGUUGAGGGAGGAUGGGGAGUGUCGGAGGAUGUGAGGUUUUAAGUUACAGUUUUCUAUCUACUCCCACCCCAUCACUGUUCUUGUAGUCGAGGUCUGGGCCUGCGGCUAGGGACCAGUGGCUGGUGUUUGGGGGUUGGU